AUGAGUGCGCCCAACGACCCCCCGAACCAAAAUGCGUCGCGCUCCGACGAUGAAAAGGGGAGCGACGGCAGCCCGACUGGCGAAGGAUACCCCGAGGCGGCGCCGCGACCCAUGGGGAACGCAAAUGUCCCCAAGCCAAAGCGAUUGGCAUGUAUGAUUUGCAGGAAGAGAAAACUCAAGUGCGACGGAAACAAGCCGAGCUGCAGCACUUGCACGCGGCUGGGACAUUCUUGCGCCUACGACGAAGUGAGGAGGAAGAGCGGCCCCAAGAGAGGCUAUGUCAAGGCGUUGGAGGAGAGAUUAAAACAAGUCGAGUCUCUGCUCAAGACAAACGAUGCAGUCCCGCCCGUUCCAGAUAUCUCAAAGUCCACCGCCGCAGCAGCAGCAGCACCACCACCAGUGCCACCCACACCUGCUGCUUAUGACAAUCGCACUCAGUCGGCACCUGCUACCGCCAGCUAUAACGUUGCCACCCCAUCGAUUGCCAUUGCCAACGACCGGGACAUGGACCGAUGGCACUUUAAUGGCGAGUCGCCGCAAGCCGCCAACGUGGAGGAAUUCAACUUUGCCGGAACUGGAAACAUGCCCAUGGGCAUGGAGAAUAUGUCCAACCUACCAAACAAUUUUACCUGGGAAAUGAUUGGGCUGGGGCUAGAAGAACCAUUACCGCCCCAAGAGACGAUUGACGAAUUGCAUCAGAUUUUCUUUGAAAAAGUACACCCAUCGAUACCCAUGAUUCACAAAUUCCGAUAUCUUGCAGCGAUGAAUUUAGCUCCAAACCAGAGACCGCCCGUCUGUCUGCGAUAUGCAAUUUGGUGUCUCGCAUGUUCCAUCACGGACAAAUUCAUGGAUCUCCGAGAUCUAUUCUACCAACGUGCACGCAAAUAUCUCGAGGGAGACUACCAAAAGGGCUACGGUGAACACAUGAUUUCCGUUGCUCAUUGCCAAACUCAUGUGCUGUUGGCUUCUUAUGAGUUUAAAAUGAUGUACUUUCCCAGAGCCUGGAUGAGCACGGGAGGUGCCGUUCGAUUGUCCCAGAUGAUUGGAUUGCACAGAUUAGAUGGCUCGGGACUCGACGUCAAGCAAUGUUUGCCUCCACCCAGAGACUGGACAGAGAGAGAAGAAAGGCGCCGUACCUUUUGGAUGGCAUUCUGCAAAGAUCGGUAUGCUAGCAUCGGCACUGGAUGGCCCAUGACCAUUGAUGAGAGGGACAUUAUGACCCAUAUGCCCUGCUCGGAGGAGGCCUUUGAGAUGAGCAGACCAGAGACUACCUUCACACUCACCGAGUCCAUGAGUCCGUCGGGCGCUGCCAAACUCUCAUCUUUUGGCGGCAUCGUUCUGAUGGCAUGUCUCUUUGGCCGCAAUCUCAUCCAUCUGCACCGGCCCGAUGCUGAUGAUCGGGACCACGACCUCAACGGCGAGUUCUGGAAGCGGCACAGGAACAUGGACAACAUUCUCCUCAACACGUCUCUCUGCCUCCCCGACCACCUCAAACUGCCAUGUGGCAUAGGCAACGCAAACGUCAUUUUCGUCAACAUGAACAUACACACAUCGACCAUAUGUCUCCACCAAGCAGCAAUCUUUAAAGCCGACAAGAAUAAGUUGCCAGCGUCGGUCAGCGCCGAGAGCAAGGUUCGGUGCAUUACUGCGGCAAAUGAAAUUGCCAGUAUCAUGCGAAUGAUUUCUCACCUGGAUCUGUCCUCUAUGAACCCUUUCAUCUCAUUCUGCUUAUACGUUGCUGCACGAGUGUUUGUGCAAUACCUGAAAAGUCGGCCAGACGAUAGUCAGACGGUGGAUUCCCUGCGCUUCUUACUGUCUGCCAUGAAUGCGCUCAAGAGAAAGAACCCCCUGACAGAGUCUUUCUUGGUCCAGCUCGACGUGGAUCUGGAAGCACUCGGCAUGAGAAUACCAAAACUCAAGACUGUCUUCCCCAGAAGCGCUGAUAGCCCGUCCGUCAACCCGACCGUGGCAGCAAAGAUAAGAGCACAAAACUUUGGUACUGAGGCUUGUGAAAAACGCAAUGGUCUCUUGGCAUACAAGAAUGAAUGCCAUUUUUUGAAGACGACUGGUGAUGACGGCAACGCGGCAGCCGCCCCAGACAUUGUGCAGCCAACAUCGAACUCGGGCAUGGGUUCCAACGCCGAUUACAAUCCAGCAUCUCAAAUGUGGAUGCAGAACGAUCAACAACAGCUGCCAACCAGAGAGCAGAGCACGGCACCUGACUCAGGACCGAGGAGCAUGUCAAACCCCAUGAUGUUCCAUGCCGGUGCCCACCCAUCGCGCACAGGCUAUGUCGACGCGUCGAGCAGCAGGACCAACGCCAUGUCGGCAUCACCACACCCAGAUAAUUCCUCGGACCGACCAACGCCCAACUCCAGCUCAGCCUCGGAACAUCGCAACGGCACAUCCGGCCGAACCUCGUUCGAUGCGAGCCCCAUUGGCGUAGGCCAGCAGCACAUGACCACACAGGCCGAGGUCGAUGCGGCGGCCGUGGCUUUCUUUUCGGAAACAAACCAGUUCAACAUGAACACUCCGGCCCUGAACAUGACCGCCGGUCGUGGCUUUGGUAUGCCAGACACCCUUCCCGAUGGCUCGAACCACGGCUACGCCAUGCCGGAUGCGUGGAACAUGAUGCCGGGACAGACGACGGGCAUGACGCCCAUAGCGGACGGUGUGCUCCGGCAUCUCAUGGACAUGCCGCCCAUGGACGCCAUGGACUUGGGAUGGGAGCAAGGCCAAUAG
Pestalotiopsis fici W106-1 is the source of this 2742-nucleotide messenger RNA. RefSeq lists its product as uncharacterized. The record is from RefSeq and is a predicted model, not a curated record. The transcript is spliced from 7 exons. Gene Ontology annotation, biological process: regulation of DNA-templated transcription; DNA-templated transcription. Bases 1 to 2742 code for a protein of 913 amino acids. Gene Ontology annotation, molecular function: DNA-binding transcription factor activity, RNA polymerase II-specific; DNA binding; zinc ion binding. Lineage: Eukaryota; Fungi; Ascomycota; Sordariomycetes; Amphisphaeriales; Sporocadaceae. Gene Ontology annotation, cellular component: nucleus.